Apiotrichum porosum is the source of this 1155-nucleotide messenger RNA. RefSeq lists its product as uncharacterized. The transcript has 3 exons. Bases 1 to 1155 code for a protein of 384 amino acids. The record is from RefSeq and is a predicted model, not a curated record. Lineage: Eukaryota; Fungi; Basidiomycota; Tremellomycetes; Trichosporonales; Trichosporonaceae.
AUGCUCCCCACUCCCGGUACCGCGGGGUUCACACCCGCCCUCGUCGCGGCCAUCUCCAACGAACCCGCGCUCCGCGGCUGGGAUCCUGAUGCGGGCCUCGUCGCCGUCGUCCUCCUGGCACUUACAGUCAAGUGCGGCGGCGUGAUUGUCGAUGUGGCUACACACAGAGCACAGGCGCCAGCGACAAACAUUGCGCGUGCAGCCAGGGUGGCCUCUGCUCUCACCGAGUCCGUCUUUGGGCUCGAAACCCGUGUUCUCCACCUCGGCUCCUCAAGUUAUACCAGCGAGGUUAAGCUUGAGCCCUCCACAGAAGCCCUCGUCAUCACGGGGCUCGAGGAGGCGCCGCCGGCCGUCCUCGUCAAGCUGCGCUCCGAGGCCGCGCGGGAACGUUCCCGUCAGCCGCUGCUGGUCUGGGUGCGCGAUGAAGACCGAGAUGGUGCGCCAAUGUGGCUGCUCGACCUGUUUGCAUGCUCGACACCCCUGGACAUGAAGGACGUCGACCUCCCUCCCAUGGGUCUCUCGCGCACUGCCCUCGUCCCACCACAGUACAUUGCCGACCUCCGCGAUCUCCUCAUCCUCACACAUAUCCACCCCCCACUCGAACUCCACAUUGCCAACGUCAUCGCCGCUGCAUGCCUGCAUCCACAACUCGAGGCCAACAUUAGCCAGAGCGGCAACACGGCCGUGACGCAACUCGUCAAGGCUCAUCGCCUCCUGUCGGAACCUUUCCCACUCCCCCACAGCUGGCAGACAUCUCUGGAGACAUGGCGACGGACCAACGACCCGUCGGGAAGCGACAAGCGUGUCGGCCGUGCUGCUCGCGCCGAUACGAGCUUCAUCGGCGGGCCAGGCGGCGUCGCUACCUGGGCUGUGCGAGCUGGCGAGGUGCCGCGCGCCGACAAGAUGCUCGGCUACGGCGCGCAAGAUUGGUACUGCACACCAGACAAUGUUGCCGGCGCAUGGGAGCUGGCGAUCCGUCACCGUAUCCGUGUACGAGAGCCUGGUGACGCUGCACUGUAUGCGCUCAACGCCACGGCGCAGGACCGGGCCGAGCAUGCACGCAAGCACCAGACCGUGCAAGCUGCAAAGGACGCGGCGCGGAAGAGACGAAUGGUGCUGGACGAGGCUCUGGACGGUAUGCUUCUCUCGGUCUAG